ACAGCGCCGUCGCCUGAGGAGCUCCUCGCCUGCGCCGUCUUCAACCUCGUCGAACCAGGCCACCCCGGCCAGCCUUCCGCCACCUGCAAGCCAACCCCACCGCCGGCCGCCCUUCCCCAUCUCGAUCGGAUCCAGGACCCCGCCGCCUCCAGCCACCUCUCCACGGUCAUGGCACCGCUGGAGGUUCCUUGCCUCGAGCCUCUGCCACGACCAGCACCCGACCAGCAGGUCGCCAGCGCGCCCGAUGCCUCCUCCUCGCGCAUGCCUGGCCGCGCCACCGGACCUCGCAGGCAACAACAGCCUCCUUCAACCUCGUCGCCUCAAGCCCCUGCUUCGUCUCCUCCUACGUGGAUCCAUUCGCCCUCGCGUCGUUCCCACGGGAUCAGGCGCGUUCCGGCCGGGAAGAGCCCCGCCGCUGCGACCUCCUGCAUCCUGCCGCCAUGGCGCCACUGCCGUUCUCCUUCAGCGAGACUAGUAAGCUUGCACGUGCAAUGCACGUCUUGCUUGCACAUGCAAAGGUUGUUGAUAACAACAACAGUAACACAAUCGCCGCGAGAAAAAUGUGUGAUGUAGCACAAUGGUGACACCAACGCCUCCCGGCUGUGCCCAGCUGUGGCAACUGCCACACCCCACUGCCACCGGACGGCGCCCCCAUCCAGGAGUACACAAGUUGCCCCACGCCAAGCGAGAUCUUGCAAAUCUUCUCUAUCAUUGUCAUUGCAAAAGGACUUUCAUCAGUGGCUCGCUGACAAUCUCCCCCAAACCCUACAAGAGAUUCAAGUAAGUUUAAACUUCCAUUUUGCACAUGUGCAAUUGAGUCACUCACCUUGCUAGAUUAGGUCAGAUCUAUUAUCCAUACCUAAGCCCUCCGAAUUAUUGUAUUUUCCU
This is a messenger RNA of Triticum dicoccoides, 888 nucleotides long. RefSeq names its product SH3 and multiple ankyrin repeat domains protein 1-like. Bases 169 to 573 code for a protein of 134 amino acids. The transcript has 3 exons. The record is from RefSeq and is a predicted model, not a curated record. NCBI's taxonomy places the organism in Eukaryota, Viridiplantae, Streptophyta, Magnoliopsida, Poales, Poaceae.